Messenger RNA from Chanos chanos (milkfish), 1623 nucleotides. RefSeq names its product coenzyme Q-binding protein COQ10 homolog A, mitochondrial-like. Gene Ontology annotation, molecular function: ubiquinone binding. Gene Ontology annotation, biological process: cellular respiration. The coding region runs from base 481 to 1218 and encodes 245 amino acids. The transcript is spliced from 5 exons. Gene Ontology annotation, cellular component: mitochondrion. The record is from RefSeq and is a predicted model, not a curated record. Lineage: Eukaryota; Metazoa; Chordata; Actinopteri; Gonorynchiformes; Chanidae.
CCGGGCUUCCUUGCCUGAUAUAUAUUAUUUGUGUAAUUAUCAGUAUCUCUCCUGUGAAACAUAUGAGAACGAGAGUGAAGCAAUUUAACGUUUCAUCCGUUGGAAAAUGAACCAAAUUUACGUUUGAGGGAGUUUCAUCUUAAAAUACAAACAGUCGUUGUUGGAUAACCUCAAUGGCAUGCAAGUGGACCGCUGCGGAUAGUUGGCCGCUGUGUUGCCGGAUAGUACCCAGUCUUAGUUAAAUGGAACCGAGUUAUUUCCUUUCAAGGGUCGCAUGCUGAUUACUUCGAUUAGAACGUGUUGAUUUUAUGUGUAGCUAAAGUUCCUGGCUAGCGAUAGGGCUAUUGUUUUGCUGUCGACCACUUGCUUAGUGAGGGUGGUCCAUGCUAACUUGCUAUGAGUAUUGCUAUUAGACAGUUGAGCAACUAGUUGGAUUACUAUUUCUGUUUGAACCUUGCAUGUUAAUGCUUGAAAUUCUAAAUGGCUGUUUCUGUCACAGCCCGUCGUUUACCGUGUGGCGUGGGUACUUUUUGUGAAUUUUUAGAAAUUGUUACGUUUGGUUCGAAACGCUCCAGCACCUUACGUGCAAGAGUACUCCUCAGACAGCCAAUCAGAUACUUGACGUGUGGUUUGCUCGUAAGAACUCCGAAAAUACUAUGCAAUUUGGACUGGAGCACAACCCAUAUCCCUCCUAACAGAAACUUCAUCAGUCUUACCAAUAAGAGAAAACAGUAUUCAGAACGACGCAUCAUUGGAUACUCCAUGCAGGAGAUGUAUGAUGUCGUGGCCAAUGUGGAUGAUUACAAGCACUUUGUUCCGUGGUGUAAAAAAUCCCAGACCAUCAUGAAGAGGGCAAGCCAUGCUAAAGCCCAGUUAGAAGUGGGUUUUCCUCCAGUGGUAGAGAGGUACACUUCCAUGAUCACGAACGUUCGUCCUCAUCUUGUCAAGGCUGUAUGUACAGAUGGCAAACUUUUCAACCACUUGGAAACAAUAUGGCGCUUCAGCCCUGGCAUUCCCGGGUAUCCCAGGACCUGCACUGUCGAUUUUUCAAUCUCUUUUGAAUUCCGCUCCCUGUUACACUCUCAGCUGGCCACCGUCUUCUUUGAUGAGGUUGUCAAGCAGAUGGUUGCUGCCUUUGAGACCCGUGCUGGCAAACUGUAUGGUCCUGAAACGAGAAUCCCUAGAGAACUCAUGUUCCAUGAAGUGCAUCAAACGUGAGCCUUAGUUGGAUGUUUGGAAGUGUGUGUGUGUGUGUAUGCACGUGCGUGCGUGUGUGUGUGUGUUUGAGUAUCUCUGCUUAGCCAUUACCUCUCCAGCACAUUCACAAGGCACUACAUGUGAAGGGAUCACUCUUUCGACUUAUUUAAAAUACUUGAGGGUAGAUGAUGUUCCUCUUGGCUGUGCUGCUGUUCGUGCAGGCCUUUGUUCCAGGUUUAUUGCAGCACACCUGAUCUGAGCUGGUCUGUGCACUGAUGAGUCAGGUGCGCUGUGUGCUACGCUAGGGUAGGAUUAAAAAGUCGUGCAAGAGGAAAGUCACUCCCCCCGAUCUGGAAAUGCAUAAAAUGAGACAAUGAAAUGUAAUAGGAUUUCGAUUAUGUGAUGGGUGUAUACAGUCUGUUCCAU